ACAGGCUGCAAACACUGUGGCCUGCCAUGUCCACAAGAUGUUUGAUCUGUCGUCAAGAAAUGAGUUCCUAGUGACUUGUUGAACAUCGUCAGUUUGUCCAUCUGCCUUCUCAAAAAGCGAGCUGCUUGCUUUCAUCAUAGACAUGCCAAAGGAAGAGGAGAGCCAAAUUCUGACAGAGAGCUAAACAGCAGAUGAGAUGUCCUUACAGACGGAAACAUUUUCAACUUUAUUUUAGGGUUUCUACCUGGGACUACAAUUCCCAGGAUGCCACAGACACGGAAACUGGCCAAUCAGGAAGCCUGUCCUUGCUUUCGCCCCACCUAGAGACCAGAAGUUUCCUUGACUGCCGAAAACUGGCUGUGUCCUCACCAGUUGCUCUGGAGGGAGUCAGAAAAGCAGGAUAGAUGGCUGAGAUUCAGGAAACUACACACGCAAUGGCUGACAUGGUGAUACUUAAGGAUAAUAAUCCCGACCAUAAGCAAACAGUAGAAACAUUAAUUAAAAACCUUCAUACCAUUUCUUUGGAGGUGAAGAAGAUGAGAGAACUCUCCCAGUUGCUACUUUGUGACCUCACUCUGCAGUUUAAUCAGCCCGUGAAGACAGAGCACAGAAAGGAAGCAAACAGCCCUGUGUUUGAAGAGUCUGAAAUGCCAGAUGUGUCCCUUGAUGCUAUCAAUUUUUCUGCCUGAUUUUGUUUUUCAUUUUCAAUUUCUAUUUUUGAUGGAUAAAAGUGGAAUAACUGAGUAUAUUAAUAUAGCUAAAGACAAUA
Molecule: messenger RNA, 769 nt
Organism: Jaculus jaculus (lesser Egyptian jerboa)
Lineage: Eukaryota; Metazoa; Chordata; Mammalia; Rodentia; Dipodidae
Gene: C6H5orf58
Product: chromosome 6 C5orf58 homolog
Exons: 7
Coding region: 405-689 (94 amino acids)
Source: RefSeq, a predicted model, not a curated record